AUGAGUCAAAACGAAGUCCUCAACCACUUGCCAAAGCCUUCCCACAGCGAAACAUGUCAACCACUUCUUGCAGUUCAAGUAGUAAGUUUGUUGCGGACAUCUGGACAAACAGAAGUUCCAACAGAUUCUCCACGUCAUCGAUCGUUAGACACGCCAAUCGUCCUACAGCCAGCUACCCGAUUCGCCCUGGCCAAUCUCACAACUACAGUACUACGUCUAGAUUUCUGGGAUGAUAAUGACCCGAAUUCGAUAUUCUUCUGCAAGUCUACCUUUAACAUCGUCACACAGUGUCUGGGUCUUCCUGAUAAAGUCGUGAAAACGAUGAAAACGCAUUUGGAGGGUGAAGAAGAGCUCACAGACAUUGCUCCAAUGAUCCUGUCGGUUCGUGAGGACCCAGUCUACAAAACUGAGGGGUCCACCCCAUUUUUAGCUAGUCUACUGGUGGCUUUCGUGAAUCAAGGGAACUACGAUAGCAGAUACCGCGUCCUCCUACGCCAUCUGACCACUUUGCUAGGAGUGGUUUGGACGGAAUUCGAGGACGUCGAGGACUCUCUAGCCAGCACUUUACUAGAUGAGCAAUUUGUGGAAACUGAACAAAGCCGUGUGGUUCGCGAAAAGACGGCACGUAACAAGAAGAUCAAGCGAUAUCUGAUGAUUGGUGCUGCUGGAGGCGUUGGCGGAGUCUUGAUAGGGCUCACUGGAGGUUUAGCAGCUCCACUGGUCGCCGCUUCAGCUGGUAUGCUUAUUGGCGGAGGGACAGCUGUUGCGGGUCUCGCCACGACAGCCGGUGCAGCUGUAUUAGGGACCACAAUGGGUGUUGCGGGCGCUGGAUUCACCGGAUACAAGAUGAAGAAACGAGUUGGAGCUAUCGAGGAGUUUACUGUAGAAACGCUGGCGGAGGGUGUUAGCUUGAGUUGCACACUGGUGGUUAGUGGAUGGAUUGAUAGUGAUACAAGUCCGGAGCAAGCGUUUGUGCAUCAGUGGAGACAUUUGAGACAUACCAAGGAGCAGUAUACGUUGAGGUACGAGAGCAAUUAUCUCAUGGAGCUCGGAAACGCAAUUGAGUACCUCAUGAGCUUUGCGGUUUCCGUUGCCAUUCAGCAGACACUUCUUGAGACGGCGUUGGCAGGCUUAGUCUCCGCUGUUGCCUGGCCAGUGGCACUGAUUUCUGUCUCUUCUGUCCUGGAUAACCCAUGGAAUGUUUGUGUGUCCCGAGCAGCUGAAGUUGGCGAGCACCUGGCCGAAGUGUUGCUCAGCAGAUCGCAUGGAAAACGUCCAAUUACUCUGAUAGGAUUCAGUUUAGGCGCCCGUGUGAUUUUUCAUUGUCUUUUAACAAUGAGCAAACGAUCGGAGAGUUUGGGAAUCAUUGAAGACGUGAUUUUGCUGGGAGCGCCUGUCACCGCGUCUCCCAAGGAAUGGUCGAAAGUUUGUAGUGUUGUUAGCGGUCGGGUUAUCAAUGGGUACUGUGAAACGGAUUGGUUGUUGAGAUUCCUCUACCGUACCAUGAGUGCUCAAUUCCGGAUCGCUGGAACUGGUCCAGUCGACAAUCGGAAUAGUAAAAAAAUCUAUAACUAUAAUUUGAGUCAUAUUGUAAAAGGUCACAUGGACUACUCGAAACGGCUCACCGAGGUGCUUCACGCGGUUGGGGUCAAAGUGGGCCCACAUUCUGAAGAUUCAGUUGUGGACCUCACUGAGCUAGAGUGUCCACAUGAGGCCACUGGAGAAGCUACGGAGGCAAUUAACUUCAAAUUACCCACAGAUUUAGAGGGAAAUGAUGGUGAAGGAGCUCAAAAUUUGAGCUCAGAGUUUACAAAUUUGAAUGGGAUUCAUGAAAUUCGGAAUAGAGAGGGGAGCAAGAAGCAGACAACUGUUUGA
Caenorhabditis briggsae is the source of this 1875-nucleotide messenger RNA. NCBI's taxonomy places the organism in Eukaryota, Metazoa, Nematoda, Chromadorea, Rhabditida, Rhabditidae. The record is from RefSeq and is a predicted model, not a curated record. The transcript has 10 exons. Bases 1 to 1875 code for a protein of 624 amino acids.